AAUCUCACUCUUCCUCAUCAACAAUGGCACGAACCAAGCAAACCGCCAGGAAAUCCACCGGAGGAAAAGCUCCAAGGAAGCAGCUCGCCACCAAGGCUGCCCGUAAGUCCGCCCCAGCCACCGGAGGUGUCAAGAAGCCUCACCGUUUCAGGCCAGGAACCGUGGCUCUCCGUGAAAUCAGGAAGUACCAGAAGAGCACUGAGCUUCUCAUCAGGAAGCUUCCAUUCCAGAGGCUUGUCAGAGAAAUCGCCCAGGAUUUCAAAACUGGUCUCCGCUUCCAAAGCUCUGAUGUUUCCGCCCUUCAGGAAGCCGCUGAAGCUUACCUUGUUGGUCUCUUCGAGGACACCAACCUCUGCGCAAUUCACGCUAAGAGGGUUACCAUAAUGCCCAAGGAUAUUCAGCUUGCUAGGAGGAUUCGUGGUGAGAGGGCUUAA
Messenger RNA from Spinacia oleracea (spinach), 434 nucleotides. Its product is annotated as histone H3.2-like. The record is from RefSeq and is a predicted model, not a curated record. Gene Ontology annotation, cellular component: nucleosome. Bases 24 to 434 code for a protein of 136 amino acids. Gene Ontology annotation, molecular function: structural constituent of chromatin; protein heterodimerization activity; DNA binding. NCBI's taxonomy places the organism in Eukaryota, Viridiplantae, Streptophyta, Magnoliopsida, Caryophyllales, Amaranthaceae. The transcript has a single exon.